CGCCCGCCGUCCCGGUACUACCCCGAGAACCCCGCGCGCCCCUGGACCGCGACGCAGCUCCGGGACCUCCGCGCGCCUCGGCAACCCCGCGCGCUCUCACAACCCCGGGGCUCGGCCAACCCGGCUGCGCGUCCCGGCCAAAGGGCCCCGCCCCAGAGGAUCCCCCUCUUGCAACAGACGGAGCCCCGCCCCAGAGGGACCCCCAGGUCCGGCAGGGACAUCCAGCCACGCCCCAGAGGGCUCCCGGCAUCCCGUGUCUGGAGCCCCGCGCUCCAGAGGAACCUCCGUGCCCAGCCGGGGGCUGCCCGCCCAGCUGAGGGGCGCCGCCCAGAAGGGUCCCCCGCGCCCCGCGGGCCCCGGCAGGAUGCACGCCGCCCUGGCGGGGCCGUUGCUCGCCGCCCUCCUCGCCACCGCCCGCGCCCGCCCGCAGCCCCCGGACGCAGGACAGUGCCGGCCGCCCGGAUCGCAGAGGGACCUGAACUCCUUCCUGUGGACCAUUCGGCGCGACCCGCCGGCCUACCUGUUUGGCACCAUCCACGUCCCCUACACCCGCGUCUGGGACUUCAUCCCGGACAACUCCAAGGCGGCCUUCCAGGCCAGCGCCCGCGUCUACUUUGAGCUGGACUUGACAGACCCCUACACCAUCUCGGCGCUGGCCAGCUGCCAGCUGCUGCCGCACGGGGAGAACCUGCAGGACGUGCUGCCCCGUGAGCUCUACUGGCGCCUGAAGCGCCACCUGGACUACGUGAAGCUGAUGAUGCCGUCGUGGAUGACGCCCGCGCAGCGGGGCAAGGGGCUCUACGCCGACUAUCUAUUCAACGCCAUCGCGGGCAACUGGGAGCGCAAGAGGCCGGUGUGGGUGAUGCUCAUGGUGAACUCGCUCACGGAGACCGACGUGCGCUCCCGGGGCGUGCCUGUGCUUGACCUCUACCUGGCCCAGCGGGCCGAGAAGAUGAAGAAGAGCACCGGGGCCGUGGAGCGCGUGGAGGAGCAGUGUCAUCCGCUCAAUGGGCUCAACUUCUCCCAGGUGCUGUUUGCCCUGAACCAGACCCUGCUGCAGCACGAGAGUGUACGGGCCGGGAGCUUGCAGGCGCUCUACACCACCGAGGACCUCAUCAAGCACUACAACUGCGGGGACCUCAACGCCGUCAUCUUCAACCACGACACAUCCCAGCUACCCAACUUUAUCAACACCACCCUUCCGCCGCACGAGCAGGUCACCGCCCAGGAGAUCGACAGCUACUUCCGCCAGGAGCUCAUCUACAAGAGGAAUGAGCGGAUGGGGAAGAGGGUCAUGACUCUUCUGCAGGAGAACGAAGACAAGAUCUGCUUCUUUGCCUUCGGAGCAGGUCACUUUCUGGGGAACAACACAGUCAUCGACGUCCUUCGGCAGGCAGGGCUGGAGGUGGAGCACACGCCUGCAGGACAGACCAUCCACAGCCCUGUUGCCCGGAGCCCGGCACCUCCACCCGAGGGGACCUCGGCGAGCCCCGCCCAGGCGACCCCAGCUGCUGCCAUCCCUGCGGUCCCCUCGGCAGCCCCCACUGCCCCGCCUGAGGAGGAGGACCCAGCCCUGUCCCCGCACCUCCUGCUACCCGACAGCCUCAGCCAGCUGGAGGAGUUCGGGAGACAGAAGAAAUGGCACAAGAGACAGAACAAACCCCAGCGGCCACGGCAGUUCAAUGACCUCUGGGUCCGCAUCGAGGACAGCACCACCGCCUCGCCACCACCACUGCCCUUCCAGACCACGCAGAGCUCCGGAACAGCCAAGCCCCCCUUCCAGCUCUCCGACCCGCGCCAGCAGCAGGAAGAGCCAGGGCUGGCCAGCAGCUCAGCGCCCAGCCGCUCGCAGCCCACCCUGGGCCUCCUCCCCGCCAUCGCUGCCAGCAUCACAGCCCCCUUCCUGCUGCACACCCUCAGGCUCUCCUGACCUCGGCCGCCCACCUCCCUGCCGGGUGCAGAGAAAGAAGCCAGAGAAACCGAUGGGAGGGUCUGCGGCCACACCCACAGCCCCUGCCACCACCUCCAGGGGUGCCAGACACCUCAUGGGUAGUCCAGACGGGAUCCGUUAGAACACUAGAGCUUUAUUGUACCCGAGUUACAUCUUCUUUUUUGUAGAAGGAUCUUAAUUUCCCAUAGUGCUAUGGGGCUGUUUUGUAAAAUAUGUGUCCAUAUUAAAAAAGGAAAAUGUAU
Molecule: messenger RNA, 2193 nt
Organism: Delphinapterus leucas (beluga whale)
Lineage: Eukaryota; Metazoa; Chordata; Mammalia; Artiodactyla; Monodontidae
Source: RefSeq, a predicted model, not a curated record